Molecule: messenger RNA, 3962 nt
Organism: Haliotis rufescens (red abalone)
Lineage: Eukaryota; Metazoa; Mollusca; Gastropoda; Lepetellida; Haliotidae
Product: chromosome-associated kinesin KIF4A-like
Exons: 28
Coding region: 153-3743 (1196 amino acids)
Biological process (GO): microtubule-based movement; mitotic spindle organization
Molecular function (GO): microtubule motor activity; ATP binding; microtubule binding
Source: RefSeq, a predicted model, not a curated record
CAAUUCUGAUAGAUGGCGCUGGUGGGAAGUCGACCAAUCGCAAAUAACAUGACAAUCUCCUUGCACGGCCAUUGGCGGUCAUUUCAAAUCACAAAGUGGUCGGAUUUCUCAAUCUACAUGUGUCGUUGUUGACAUCGUUCGGUUGUUUGAAGAUGCCGGCUGACAAGGUGAUCCCGGUGCGAGUGGCAGUGAGGUGUCGCCCGCUCAUCCCGAAGGAAGUAGGCGAAGGAUGCCAGCUGUGUGUGAACUUCACCCCAAAUGAGCCCCAGGUUGUCAUCGGCAGAGAUCGCGCUUUUACCUAUGACUUCAUCUUCAAACCCUCCAACUACCAGUGUGAAGUUUAUGAAAACUCUGUGAAACCACUGCUUGACAGUUUGUUUAAAGGUUACAAUGCAACAGUGUUGGCGUACGGCCAGACGGGGAGUGGCAAGACCUUCACCAUGGGGGGAUGCUACGAGGCGUCUCUGUCCGAGGAUGAGGAGCAUAUGGGGGUGAUACCUAGAGUGCUGCGGGAACUCUUCCAGGGGAUCGACGACAGGUGCAACGAAAGCAACUUCAGCAUCGCAGUGUCAUACCUUGAGAUUCACAAGGAAGACCUGCAUGACCUACUGUGCCAUCCCUCCAAGAGGGAGAACCUCGUCAUCAGGGAGGAAGUCAGCGGAGGAAUCGCUAUAGCUGGUCUAAGGGAAGUAAAAGUGAAGUCCUAUGCAGAGACCAUGAAAUGUUUGACCCAGGGGUCUUCAUCCCGCACCACGGGGUCCACCGCCAUGAACAACACCUCCAGCCGAUCUCACGCCAUCUUCACCAUCACCGUGGACCGAGUCAGUAAAGACAACCCAGAGGACGCAUGUAAGGCUAAAUUCCACCUCGUGGAUUUGGCCGGCUCCGAGCGGAUCAAGAGAACGCAUGCAGAAGGAGAGAGAUUAAGGGAAGGUAUCAACAUCAACCGUGGUCUGCUGGCCCUGGGGAACGUGAUCAGUGCCUUAGGAGACGACAGUCAGAAGAGGAACCAUAUUCCCUACCGAGACUCCAAACUCACUCGACUGCUGCAAGACUCGCUGGGCGGCAACAGCCACACCCUGAUGAUUGCCUGCAUCAGCCCUGCUGACUCCAACAUGGAGGAGACCAUCAACACGCUGCGGUACGCGGACCGCGCCAGGAAGAUCAAGAACAAGCCCAUCAUCAACCGAGACCCCCAGCAGCAGGAGAUCAUGCGUCUCAAGUCACUGGUCCAGCAGCUGCAGGUCCAGAUGAUCCAGGGUGGUCCAGGAGACGUGACGGUCACAGUCAAACAGCAGUCCAGCCCGGUUGGCAGCAGCAGCAGUGAGUACAAAGCCAUGCUGGAGAGGCUGAAGCUACUGGAGGAGGAGAACACGAAGCUGACGAGGGAGCUGCAGUCUUCCGUGGACCAGAACACCACCAACCUGGAGCGGUCCAUCAAACUGGAGCUGAGCAGAGACAGACUCAAGGCCAAACUGAGGGAGUUCAAGUCACACACUGGAGUGGACUUCGAGCUGCUGAGUCAGAGCAUCGACGUAGACAACAACCCUCAGAUGAAGGAGGAGUUGGAGAAGCUGCGGAGGCUGGCUGACAAUGUCAGGACGGACUCGGAAGAAGAACGGAGUGAUGACUUGAUUGAUGAACCCCUUGAGCCGGAGGAUGACGACGGUGAGCCACUGCCGUCAACGCCAGACAGCCGUGCAAUAUCUACACAGUACGCCUUGAAGCAGGCUCAGAUGAACCGUGAGCUGCAGGAGCUGAACCGACUCCUGGCCAAGAAGGAGGAGCUGGCAACUCAGAUGACAGACAACGACGGCAAGAUGGAGGCCAUGAAGAUGCACUAUGAGCUCUCUGUGAAGGAACUGGAGACGGAAAUUACAGACCUGCAGAAAGAGAAGGAGAAUCUGUCCCACGCCCUGUUGGAUGCCAAGAUGAACUCAGCUGCCAACAAGGUCAGCGAGCAGCGGCGAAAGCGCCUUCAGGAUCUGGAGACUCAGAUCGGGAAGCUGAAGAAGAAGAUGGCGGAGCAGAGUAAGAUGGUGAAACUGAAGGAGCAGACGGACAAGCAUGUCUUCAAGCUAAACACAGACAUCCAGUCCAUGAAGCAGCAGAGGGUGAAGCUGAUGAAGCAGAUCAAGGAAGAUGCCGAGUUGUUCCGGAAGUGGAAGCAGCAGAAGGACAAGGAGGUGCUGCAGCUGCAGCAGAAGGACCGCAAGCGUCAGUGUGAGAUCCAGAAGAUGCAGAAGACCCAUGAGAAGCAGCAGACCGUCCUGCGACGGAAGGCGGAGGAGGCAGCGGCAGCGAACAGGAGGCUGAAGGACGCCCUGGCACGGCAGAAGACGGUGAUGGACGAGAGGAGUAAACAGCUGAACAAGUGUGACGGCAGCAGCAUCGGCAACAGAGUCAGGGCUUGGCUCAGCCAGGAGCUGGACGUCCGGGUCAGCAUCCGAGAGGCCAAGUAUCACCUGGACAGUCUACUGGCUGACCGCAAGACACUCGCUGCACAGCUGGCAGACCUGAAGGCCAAGCUCGACGAUACACCCCCGAAGAAAAAAAUGGCCUGGGUCAACUCUGAAGGAUCAACCGAGGAUGUUAGCUUUGAACAAGACAGUGUCAUUUCACAAAUAAAGGCUCUGGAAACAGAGAUUGAGUUGAGGAACAUCCAGAUAUCAGAUCUACAGCAAAAAAUUGUGGACGCAGAUCAAGACAGCAAGGGCAAGUCGGCCUGGGAGUCCCUGCACACCAUGAUGGAGGCCAAGUGUGGACUCAAAUGGCUACUGGAGCAGGCCGUGUCAGCAAAGGCCGACAUCUCCAUCACCAAGACUGAGCUGAAGGAGGCACAUGCAUCAAACGAGGACUCGAGUCAGGUAGCCGAGCAGAUGGAAGACCACAUCAACAAGCUGAGGAAACAGUAUGACUCCAAGAUGACCAUACUGCAGAGGGAGCAUGAGUCCAAGGUACUGUUCUUGCUGAAGAAACUCAACUCUGUGUCUGGUAAUGCCAACAUGUCUGCAGACCAGGACACAAGGGAGAGACUAGAAUUCCAGGAAAAGACCAUCGACUCCCUCAGUGAACUCAGCGACAGGCUGCAGCAGGUUACAGAGGAAAAUGAAGGCCUUAAGAAGCAACUGACGCGGGCGAUGUACCAGGGCAAGCACAUGGCUCUCAUGCCCAGCAUAUCAGAACCCGGGUCCUCUCCCUUCCUCAGCCCCGUCCUCAAGCCCAAGACAAGGCAGAAGAAGUCGACAGCGGCAGCAGAGAACCAGGCAGCUCUGACGUAUGAUGAAUUCAUGGAUGAGUGGGAUGAUGAUGUCAUGGUGGAAGAAGACACUAGCGACGAGGACUGGACGCGAACCCCCAUCUUCAAAGCAAAAGCCAAGGCAAAGAAAACAACCAAACAGACAAAAGGAAGGAAGGCAACUUCCCAGUCUUCACUCAACAGCACCUUCAGUUUUGAUGAGGACAAGUCCAAGACCAGUGAAGACACGCCGGUAGAUGUUCAACAGCUCAAGACAGGCAAGUCUCGGCGAAUCUUCCAGGCCAUCGAGUCCACGGACAACACAACGCGCAGCUCCGAUGAAUUUGAGAAGCCAAAGCCCAGGGCAUCGAUGGUGACAAAACGAGGCAGUGAACCCAGCGACGGCGAUGACAGCAUCCGCUCCACCACGCUGGGCGGCGGGGUGAAGAAGAAGAGGAAGCUUCACAACUCUAACAGGUCGAGUCUGUUUACACCCCUGGCAUGAACUGCCGUCAAGACUGCUACAAAUAUGUUGUUUCCCUGACAACAAGUAGGUCAUGAAAACACCUUCCAGGAGAACAGUGAUCAGCACGGACACUAACAUCUUCCCGAGGCAAGAGAGUUAACUGACUGUAAAAGUCCAGUUUCCAUCCUUGCCGAACUAGGCUGGUAUUAUGGAGUUACAUUUUGGCUGGACUAACGAGUCUAUGCAUAGUCCAUUAAA